UAGGGGCUAAUUACAGUCAAGAGAUCUAUCUUUUAGUAAAGUUAAGCAUAAUACAGUAAGUAGAAAAUUAUAUUCACUGAUAUGCUUUGAAAAAUCUUAAAAAUUAAAGAGUAUGUUGCGAUUGUGUUUGGGUCGUAUUUUGAAGGACUGUUCCAGCUCGUCGUUACACCGGUAUCUUAUAUACCCACUUUCUUCCCAAGGGACGUAUCGAAAUAUAAGCAACGAAGCUCAACUCGGACCCAAUAAAACUAAUGAAGAUCAAACAACUUCCACUAAAUCAUGGAAGGACAAAGCAGAAACUGUAGUAAUCGGUGGAGGUGUUGUUGGAGUGAGCAUAGCAUAUCACUUAGCCAGGUUGGGUAUGAAAGAUGUUGUUCUACUGGAGAAAUCUGAUUUAACAGCUGGCUCUACAUGGCAUGCUGCAGGACUUGCAACUCUCUAUCAUGGAGGAAUCAAUAUGAAAAAGAUACACUACUACAGCAUUGGAUUUUUUGCACAGAUUGAACAAGAAACUAAAAAGGAGCUUGGUUUCCAUCGACCUGGAAGUUUAAGGCUAGCCACGACACCAUUGCGCAUGGAUGAAUUUCGGCAUCAGAUGCAGAGACAGGGAUGGCAUGAAGCUCCACAAAAACUUGUAGAGCCAGAUGAAAUAGCUGAAAUGUUUCCUUUGUUAAAUACGAAUGGUCUUCUUGGAGGACUCUUCAACCCUGCUGAUGGCCAUAUAGAUCCUUAUUCUUUAACAAUGGCCAUGGCAGGAGCUGCCCGGAAACAUGGAGCUAAUAUCAUACAAGGGGUGCCAGUCACAGGACUAAAACUUAACAAUGGCAGAUGGGAUGUUGAAACACCAAAAGGCAUCAUAAAUACUAAAUGUGUCAUCAAUGCAGCAGGUUUUUGGGCUCAUGAAAUAGGAAGAAUGGUUGGUGUGGAAUUUCCAUUUGUUCCAGUUCAUCAUCAGUAUUUAAUUACAUCAACUAUACCUGAAGUGAAGGAACUAAAGAAAGAACCACCUGUGUUGCGUCACUUGGAAGGCUCAUUCUAUUUAAGACAGGAAAGAGAUGGGCUUUUGAUUGGCCCUUAUGAACAUCAAAUGAAGAUGAGACUUUGUGAUGACUGGGUGACCAAUGGAGUGCCACAUGGAUUUGGAAGAGAAUUGUUUGAACCAGAUCUUGAUCGCUUAUCAGAUCAUUUAGAAGUUGCUAUGGACCUUGUUCCUGUAUUACGUACAGCUAAUAUCCAGACUACAGUGGCAGGCCCAAUAAUGUAUACUCCAGACCUGCUGCCUGUUAUUGGCCCUUACCAAGGACUACCCAACUUCUGGAUGGCUGCUGGUUUUGGAUAUGGUAUAAUACAUGCUGGUGGAGUUGGUCGUUAUAUAGCAGACUGGAUGCUGGAUGGAGAACCUCCAUAUGACUUGAUCGAAACAGAUUCUAAUCGUUUUGGGAAGUGGGCUACACGUAAUUAUGUCUUUGCCAAAGCCCGAGAAUCUUAUGGAAUGAACAAUGCUAUUUCAUACCCCAAGGAGGAACGAUGGGCUGGCCGACCCACAGCAAGAACAACAACAAUGUAUGAAAAGCAGUUAGAGCGAGGAGCUGAAAUGGGUUUUCAUGCAGGGUGGGAACAACCAGCUUGGUUUGCCUUACCUGGAGAUGAAAAGGGCUACAAACCUAGUUUUAGGCGAACAAACUGGUUUGAGCCAGUUCAAAGAGAGUGUGAGAUGGUUAUGAAUAAAGCUGGUAUUGUGGAUGUGUCUCCGUUUGGAAAGUUUGAAAUCAGAGGAAAAGAUGCUUUGAAAUUCCUUGAUCGACUGAUUGCUAAUAAUCUUCCAAAAGUUGGAACAACAAAUAUAUCUCAUAUGCUAAGCCCUUCUGGAAAAGUUUAUUCUGAGCUCACCAUAACUACACUGUCUCCUGAUCAUUACUUUGUGAUCACAGGCUCUGGAUCAGAAUUUCAUGAUCUUAGAUGGAUGGAAGAACAUGCUAGGAUUUGGGGAUAUGAUGUAACUCUCACAAAUGUUACUGAUGACAUGGUUGCAGUCAGUAUUGCUGGACCUUUAUCUCGAAAUGUUUUGGCUAAGCUUACUAAAGAAGACCUCAGUGAUGAAGCCUUCCCUUUCCUUCAUGCUCGUCAUUUUGAUGUGGCUGGAAUACCUGUGAGAGGACUUAGAAUUUCCUAUACAGGAGAGCUAGGAUGGGAGUUGUACCACAGUAGGAAGGAUUCUUUACCAUUGUAUGAAGCUAUGAUUGAUGCAGGAAAAGACCUUGGAGUUGGAGAUUUUGGGACAUAUGCUAUGAAUUCUCUUCGUUUAGAAAAAGGUUUUCGAAUGUGGGGAGCUGAAAUGAACAUGGAUUCAAACCCGUAUGAGGCUGGUCUUGAUUUCUUCAUUAAACCAAAUAAAGCAAGUGAUUUCAUUGGUAAAGCAGCUAUCCAAGAGAUAAAAAGGAAAGGACUGAGAAGGAAGCUGGCAUAUCUAGCCAUGGAUGUAGAGGAUGUUGAUCCUGAAGGAAAUGAAAGCGUUUGGAGCAGUGGAAAGAUUGUAGGCUACACUACUUCAGGAGCUUAUGGAUGCACUGUGAAAAGAAGCAUAGCAUUUGCUUAUUUACCUUUGUUCCUAACACAUCCUGGCCUGACUGUUCAGGUAGAACUUCUUGGAAAACUGCAAAAUGCCACUGUCCUUAAAGGACCUCCUGUUGAUGUUGAGUCAGUGCGUAGACGCAAAAAGGCAAAAGCUAGAGCUUCUUCCUAAAAUAUUUGUUAGAUGUAAUUUGCAUUGGAGAUACUGUUGCUCAAAAAAAGUUAAAACUUAAAUCAGUUAAGAGUAAUUUGUUUUUCAAAUGUAUAUAUAGGUUUUUGUUGUGAUUUUUCUAAAAUCUAUCAUUGAAUAACGUAAAGUACAAACUCAUAAUUUAUAGAAAAAAUCAAUAUAAUUUGUGCCAAAAUUUUUGCAUGUUACAUUUUAA
This is a messenger RNA of Limulus polyphemus (Atlantic horseshoe crab), 2957 nucleotides long. RefSeq names its product dimethylglycine dehydrogenase, mitochondrial-like. Lineage: Eukaryota; Metazoa; Arthropoda; Merostomata; Xiphosura; Limulidae. The transcript is spliced from 16 exons. The coding region runs from base 113 to 2743 and encodes 876 amino acids. The record is from RefSeq and is a predicted model, not a curated record. Gene Ontology annotation, cellular component: mitochondrion. Gene Ontology annotation, molecular function: protein binding; oxidoreductase activity.